Molecule: messenger RNA, 1387 nt
Organism: Bactrocera neohumeralis
Lineage: Eukaryota; Metazoa; Arthropoda; Insecta; Diptera; Tephritidae
Gene: Polr1F
Product: DNA-directed RNA polymerase I subunit RPA43
Exons: 2
Coding region: 115-1119 (334 amino acids)
Biological process (GO): DNA-templated transcription initiation
Cellular component (GO): RNA polymerase I complex
Source: RefSeq, a predicted model, not a curated record
GAUUUGACAUUUGACGAGGUUGGAUUUUGGUUGGAAUCAAAUUCAAUGUGCUUGUGGCUAAUAUUUAGAAUUUAGUAUAUAUUUUAUGAUAGAUUUUAUGAAAUAAAAUAAAAAAUGGCAAAAAGACUACAAGAAUAUGUGAAAUAUAGCAUAAAAGAGUUGGAAUCUUAUACAAAACAAGAAGGUUCUUGUGUGCGUAAAAUAAAUUCCAAUUUACAUAUAUCAUUAGGUCCAUAUUGCCUUGCCGAUUUUAAACAUGCGCUCAGUGCUCAUAUAAUGCGACGCAAAGUUGGCUACUAUGAUGACAGUCUCGAAGGCAUUGUCUUGGACAUAAAGAAUAUCAAAGUGUUGAGCAAAUCAGCUGCCUUGCGAGCAGAUGAUCCACGUAUACAUGUUGACGUGAACGCCGAUUGCUAUGUGUUCUGUCCAAUCGCUGGUGCGAUAUUGAGCGGUGUGGUGAAACACAUUGGUAACCAUCAUAUCGGUGUAAUCAUUUACAGAGUUUUCAAUGUGAGCAUUAGGUUUGCAGCAAAGCUCAAUAAGGAGGAGUUCAAAAUGGAUGACACGGUGCAAUUUCGCAUAAAAAAUUUCAAUUUACAAAAUGUCUUCCCGUACAUUGAAGGUGAUCUUGUGACAGCCAGUGGCGAUAAUAUUACGCAUAAAUUUAUAAAGGUUGAACCGGAAAGUGCAGAUAGCAACAUAGAUUCCGGCAUUGAGUCGCGUGAUAAUCAAGAGCUAGACGAAUUAGUAAAUCUAAUCAAGCAAGAAAAGGAUUCGGAAGAGGAAUGCACUCCAACGAAAACAAACAAGAAAAAAGAUAAAGCUAAUUCCAGUAAAAGAAAGAGAAAAGCUAGCGAAAGUGUGGUGCCAGUUACCACACCAACACCUAUCAAAAAGGAGCCUUCAUCGGAGAAAAAGAAACGUAAACAAGCCGAUAGUGUAGAACAAGAAAAUACUAAAACUGACAAAGCUAAAGUGAAAAGUAAAACGAAAAAGAUAAAUGGUGAAUUAUUGAAUGCAACACAAAUUAAAAAGGAAGAAUUAGACGAUUUGUUUACAACGCCUACCAAGAAACGACGCAAGUCGAAAACGAAUAGUAUAUCACUUGAUAGUAGCUAGUGUUAUGCUAGUGUGGUAUUGAUUCUUCCCGAAACUCUCAAAUUAUUUGGGUAUAUUGACUGUCGCUAAUUUUAGUGUGUAAGAAGAAACAUAUUCAUGUCCUUAAGACCCAAUAGAGCCGCAUGUAAAAAGUGUCCCUAAAAGUUUCAAAUAAAAAACAACAACUAGUUUUUAAUAAGAUAAGAAUUGAUAUUUGAUAGAGUCUAUAGAGUGACCUAAAAAUAAUUGUUGGAUAUUUUUAAAAUAAAAAAUGAAGAAAAGUUUAUAA